GAUGGUCUAACUCUCCAGCUGAGUGAAGGGGUAUUUUCAGAGAACGACUAUAGAUUGUGACUUCCUUUCCAACUAACAUACAGGGAUUAUUUUCUAGAACAGCAGCCCUCAUCAAAGGAAGUCUCUUUCUCUCUUCUCUACUCUUCUCAGUGUGUGUUUGUGGGUCGAGCUAGCUACCAGUCAGUCACAGAGAGAUAGUGAGGACGUACAGCCAGAGGAAACAGACAUAUAACUCCUAACAGAGAUGUCUGGUAGUCCCCUCUCCUCCUUCUUCAAACAGGGAAUACUCCUACUCUCUAUCCUCCACUAUGGGACCUGGGCUGAUGUCCCUCCAAUAGACCAGUAUGGCUUGAAGGGAGGUUCGGUAUGUGUGGCUGUUGCAGAACCCCCUGAUCAACUCAAAGGAAUUACAUGGAAGUUCCGAAAGGAUGUAAUAGUGGAUGAUAAAGACAUAUCUCCUAAAUACAAGAAGAAGGUAGAUUAUAACCCAGUGAACCACACUCUGUGCAUUAAGACUCUGAUGGACACAGACAGUGGAAUUUACAUUGCAAAUGCAAAGAAAAUAGAUUGGACAGAUUCAACGUCUUCAUACAAACUUAAGGUGUUGGAAGCUGUUCCCAUUCCAGCCAUGCAGGUGACAUACUACAACUCAAGUACAGGACGUUGUAACAUCACAGUGAAUUGUUCAGGCUGGAUGUUUUCUGUCUGUGAUGGAGGUCAGUGCCCACUGUACAAGGAUUCUCUGUCAGUCUCUGAGGUCAACAUCACUGUUUCCAGUGGUAAUGGAUUCAUUAAGUGUAUCGUCAACAAUCGUGUCAGCACAGAGACCAAAUCACAACGCAUGAAUGACAUAUGUAUUGCUGAGAAGAAGGGGAUCGCUGCAGCAUCACUAGUUGGCAUCAUUGUGGGCAUUGUUACUGGUGGAUUACUCUUAGUUGGUGUAGGAUGCAUCAUAUCAACCAGAAGAUGGCGAUCCCCUAAAGAAAUACUGCUUCUGAAGGCCGUUGUUCCAGAAGUUGACAACCCAGUGAGCACUAUACCAGGAAGACCAGAACCACAGAACACCCCUGGAUCUGAGGUGACAUCUAUCUACGUUACUGCAGGCAGACCAGGAGCAGUACCAGCAUCAGCAGAAGGAGAAGAGGGGCAUCCAGGGGACAAGGAGUACACUUCACCAGAAGAGAGGAUAGAACCACAGUCCCCCCCACAGGCAGAGACAUUCUACAGCACCCUACAGAUACCAGCUGCAGCACAGCGCCACCCAGUGGGCAAAGGAAAUAAUCUAAAGAAACCAGACACGGUGUACUGCACAAUAGGAUAUUACCCCUCCAUCCUUCUCAGAGACCCACGGAUGUUGCUUUGAUUAAGAUUGUACCCAUAGACUCAGGUACCGAAUGCAAACACAGGGGAAAUUAUGAAGGAGAGAAUCAUGAUAAUGGGUUUUUAACAUUUCCGGCUAAUUUCAUCCAUAUUUAAAGUGGCAAUCUGCAAUUCAUACGUACUUUUAAUUGAAUUGUAUAUAACUAUUAAUCCAUGCAGAAUACAACAUAUGCUUGUUUAAUUCCAUUGUUUGUUAAAACUGUAUUUGUAAAACAAUUGGUGGCAGGGUACCCGUGUUGUUAUUAUUUAGACUGCAGAUUUCCCCUUCAGAUUUUCCCCGAUAGAAAGUAUGUAAAACAGUCUUAUUUUCUGUAAACGAAAAUGGAAACAUGCAGAUGAAUACAGUAGUGCUAUACAUGCUUUAAAAAAGUGUUUAUACACAAAGCAGCGGUUUGAAAAUGGGAAGCCCAUCCAUUCAAUCAAUCAAUCAAAUCGACCAAUCAAUAAAUAUAUACAUAAACCAAUCAUUCAAUUAAUAAAUAAAUCAAGCAACAACCUA
Molecule: messenger RNA, 1879 nt
Organism: Oncorhynchus tshawytscha (Chinook salmon)
Lineage: Eukaryota; Metazoa; Chordata; Actinopteri; Salmoniformes; Salmonidae
Exons: 5
Coding region: 245-1363 (372 amino acids)
Source: RefSeq, a predicted model, not a curated record